This is a messenger RNA of Suillus clintonianus, 468 nucleotides long. RefSeq lists its product as uncharacterized. The record is from RefSeq and is a predicted model, not a curated record. The transcript has 2 exons. Lineage: Eukaryota; Fungi; Basidiomycota; Agaricomycetes; Boletales; Suillaceae. The coding region runs from base 4 to 468 and encodes 154 amino acids.
GGAAUGUUCUUGAUGGUAGCCAACCUCUCGUUUACACCAGUUCUUACGAAAAUCUGCAUUACAGAGCCCUUCAACCUUCCGCCUCUCCAAGUCCCUCGAGUCCCCCGAGUUACGACCUGGAAUACACUGGCAAGCACUUUUCAAAAUUCAAACUCUCUGAGUCAAACAGGCCCCGUCGUCGACACUUACGGUCAAAAACUUAUUGAGGAUAUCUUGGCCGUGUACACUCCCAUCGGUCCUCUGCCAGCCAUCCCAGAGUCCAAACCUACAUGGAGAUUCACCGCUCUCUCUCUCGGUCGCCAUCACAUUCGCAACCGACAUCGCACAGCAGAUGUUCAACUCCCGCACUUUCUCUGGUACUGGUACCUGCAUGUAAUGUUCCUAGUUUGGGAUGCCGAGACGUUAGUUCACUUCAAAAUCCGACUGGUACUCAGCAGUGGUAGGUCUCAGCUAAGAAAGGACUCAUGA